UUUGUUUCUGGCACAAGUAUAUAAUAAAUACUUUAUUGAAUCUGCCUUCUCAACAAGUCUUGCACAAAUAUGAGACUUUGCACAUGGAAGAUAUUGGAGCUACAUUGUUGGCAAAUUUGAACAUUUAUUUUAGGAGUGGAGUGGGCGGCAUGGUGGUGCAGUGGGUAGCACUGUUGCAGCAAGAAGGUCCUAGGUUUGAAUCCGGCCUGGGCCCCGUGGGUUUCCUACAGGUACUCCAGUUUCCUCCCACAGUCCAAAGACAUGCAGUGCUGACCACUGAACAUGGGUGACUGGAGCUUCUUGGGAAACAUUUUAGAGGAAGUGAACGAGCACUCGACAGUGAUUGGCAGGGUGUGGUUGACCGUGCUCUUCAUCUUCAGGAUCCUGAUCUUGGGCACAGCUGCUGAGUUUGUCUGGGGGGACGAGCAGUCGGAUUAUGUUUGCAACACCCAGCAGCCGGGUUGCGAGAACGUCUGCUAUGACGAGGCUUUCCCCAUCUCCCACAUCAGGCUGUGGGUGCUCCAGAUCAUCUUCGUCUCCACGCCCUCGCUGGUGUACGUGGGCCACGCCGUGCACCACGUCCACAUGGAGGAGAAGCGCAAGGAAAGGGAGGAGGCGGAGAUGAACCGUCAGCAGGAGAUGAAUGAGGAGAGGCUGCCUCUGGCGCCCGACCAGGGCAGCGUCAGGACCACCAAGGAGACCAGUACCAAGGGCAGCAAGAAGUUCCGCCUGGAGGGCACGUUGCUGAGGACGUACAUCUGCCACAUUAUCUUCAAGACCCUGUUUGAGGUGGGCUUCGUGGUGGGACAGUACUUCCUCUAUGGCUUCCACAUCCUGCCCCUCUACAAGUGCAGCCGCUGGCCCUGCCCCAACACUGUCGACUGCUUCGUCUCGCGCCCCACCGAGAAGACCGUCUUCAUCAUCUUCAUGCUGGCGGUUGCUUGCGUCUCCCUCUUCCUCAACUUUGUAGAGAUCAGCCACCUCGGACUGAAGAAGAUCCGCUUUGUUUUCCAGAAGCCCCCCCAGCAGCAAGCAGAGGGGGGGCUGGUUCCAGAGAAGAGUUUGACCUCCAUGACUGUCUCUUCCAUCCAGAAGGCCAAGGGCUACAAACUGCUGGAGGAGGACAAGCCUGUGACCCACUACUUCCCCCUGACAGAGGUGGGGGUGGAGGCAGGCAGGCUGCCGACACCCUUUCAGACUUUUGAGGAGAAGUCCUGCGUGGAUGAGGUAGGGCCCCCUGAAGACAUGUCCAAGUUGUGUGAUGAGACCCUGCUCUCCUAUGUCCAGACCACUGAACAGGAGGAGGAGCAGAAGCAGGGGCAGGAACAGGACAAUGAGGAGGAGCAGCAAGAUCAGGAAGAAGAGGACGAAGAAGAGGAAGAGGGGGAGAAGCCACCCACCAAGACUGAUGUGGAGGCUACUGAGACGAUAGAAGGCACCAGACCGCUAAGCAGCUUGAGUAAAGCAAGCAGCAGGGCCAGGUCAGAUGAUUUGACAGUAUGAACCUGAGAAACAGCAAGUGAAUCAAUAGAAGGUAGCACAAGGGAAAAGCCAAUAGUCCUUUUAUAGAGAGAGAAAAGCCUGACUCUGACUGAGACCAGAAUUAAUGCCAGCUAGUCAUUUUUGGACAUGACUACAGUACAGUACAGUACUGUACAACACAUUAAAUAGGGAUGGGGGGAUGACCGUGUAAGAAAUUUGGUUGUCUUGAAGACAGUGAAAACAUUUAUAUUAUGUUGCCAUUUUUGAUAAUGAUAAUUUUGUCAUUUAUCACAUUUAUAAAACUUUUUUAAAUGCUAAAUCAAAAAAAAAAAAAAAAAAAACAGGAAAGCUUGAAGAAAGCGUAGUGAAAAAUCUUGCCAGUGCUGUUGGGAAAUGGAAGUUUUUAUUUAAGAAAACACAAUGUGCUGUUUUUAAAAUAAUCUUUUCUAUCUGAAGAGUUUUAACAAACGUAUUUAAUAUGACUGAUAUUUACAUUUUUGACAUUAGCCAAAUACAAAAGUGCUAUGUGUGGAAAACCACUGAUGUCAUGCGAACCGCACUCUUUUUAAACACAGUCGGGGUCAUAAAAAUGAUUGUAUGUGUUUUACAUUUUUUCGUCACCUGAGCUAUUCAUUGAUUCUCAACUAAUUGAAAAGAUUUAGUGAAGCCAUUGUACAUACAACAUCAAAUAGAAUUGAGAAUUCAGCGUGUUAUUAAUGUGACAUUGAGCAAGUGAUGCUGGAUUCAUUUGCCACACAUAGGUUAGCAAAGAAAAAGAACAAAGAGAAAGUUUGGAUGACUUGUAACAUGUUAUUUUUUUCUAAAUUUUACUUGUUAUUUUCCGAAACUUCCAUCUCAAUUCUUGAUGAUGUUAAUAUACACUCAAUUGAACCAUGGAAACCACCGUCAGUUAAAUCUUUUUUUUCUUCCUGCACAAACCGCCAUGAUGUUAAAGUUCAUGCCUAAUCAGCAUGAGUAUUGUUGAACAGGAGACAAUAAAAACACGCUCAUUACUGAAAACAGGCAUCCUUGACAAUAAUGCAAAAAAAAACAAAAACAUAUUUUAAUCCUUUGUUGCUUCAUGUGCUUAAAAAUAUAAAUUGCAUUUAAUGAUCAUUCUACCAAAAUAGUUUUAAACUGUGAGAGUCUGUGAACUCACACUGGACAGAAAAAUAUAUUUAUAGAUAUACUGCACUGGAAAACUUUGACCUCAAAUAUAGGCGUUCGAUGCAGUCCUAUUCUCAUCCAGUGCAUCUAUUCAAGGGAUUUUUGGUAAAUUAUUUUAACCUGCAGUAAAUAUAAGUAUAUAUUCGGAAAAUCAAUAAUACUCAUUUUAAUAAACGAAAUGUAUAAAUAUAUUUAUUUAAGUUGUAUGAAUAUUUAUUAUUUGUAAUGUUAUUUAUUCAAUUUGACCAAACUUUAUCCACCUUGGCAUUCAGGCAUGAAAGCAUUACCAUAUGAAUAAGUAGCAGACCUUUCCAUAAGCCAUUAUACAGAGGCAUAAACAAGUUAUUGCUGUUUAUUAAGAUAUGCAGUUUAACAUUAAGUUAUUUGACAAAAAGUAUUUUAUUUUUCUUUUAUCCCAUUGUUAAUCACUCUUAUCACUGUUUUACUGUUGCAAAAUAUACAACUUAAUAGAACAAGUCAGAGAUUAUGUUUGUCUUUCUGUAUAAUCACAUGGCAUGACUGUAUGGAACCUGCCUGUUGCUAGUAGAACAAGUUGUCUUGGCUUUCAAACUGAAAUUCACCUGUUACAAGUGCCUCAAUGAGAAGGCUUCUUCAGAUACUAGCUAAAACACAUAGAAAUGUAUAAUUAUACUAAAAGAGUGAAUCUGAGUAUAUGUUUCAUGCACAACAUCCAACAUACGUAUUACAGCAGUAUAAACAGUAUUAGUGACAGGGAAGGCAAUGCCAUAAUCUGUAUUUAUGUCUAUUUUUCAGUCGCUCUUGUUAAGAGUGUUUAUCCUGUUGUGUAUUGCUUUGCUCUUUUUUGUGUAAAUCCCUAAAAAUUUAUUUUCCAUACACUGCUGUCUUGGAGAAAAACAUACUCUGGGAAUCGUCUAUUCAAUGUCUGUCUGAUUUUUGAGCUAGAAAAUAAUAUACUUGUUCAUAUUGCCUACCCACACAACCCAAACGGCCAGAGAACUUCCAACUCUGUCAAUCAAGUGCCUUACUUAGCCUGUGCAGUGAAUGGGCCUGAGAGUAAUAAUGCCUUCUUUAAAAAUGUACUGAAUAACCAUUUACACAGAUGAACAUAAAUAUGCAUGGUCACAGUUUUCCUGAUAAUGUAAGCGAAAAAACCCUGUGAGUCUAAAUGCACAUACUGUUUGGUCUCAGGUGAACAGCAUAUUAUCUCAAAGCCUUAAAGGAAUGUUCCAUUGAAUAGGGACCAGGAAAGAUGACAAUCCAAGGAAAAGAAAUAUGGCAAAUGUUCAUUAUCACAGCGGCACCUAAUCCAAGGGGCAAUGUUCACGAUUGUGAGGGUAAAAAUCUCAUUUGUCAUCCUCUACUCCACUCAGGUUUUCCAGGAGCAGCAGCAUAAAAUAGAAAGAUUACCAAAGUUUUUAAAAGGAGUGCAUUGUAGCAACUCUAGGAAUAUUCAAAACUCUGUUGCUGAGACAGGUCAGGCAACUGUGAAAAGUAUUUCCCUGAUGUAACCAUUUAAUCAAUGCAAAAACUACAUUUCCCAGUUGAAACAAUAAUGAAUACAUUUCUUCUGCUGUCUCUCAAUGCAACACAGUGUUAGAUGAAGAAUGAAAGGAUGCUGAGAAGGUCAAAACAUUUAAGUACAACAGCAAUAAUAUAAAAUGAAAUCAAUAAAAUAAAGGUGCCCUAAUCGCAGGCCUUCUUAAUCCCAUUUAUUAGUUGUAUGUUGUUAAAUAUUUCCAAACUAUCUUUUUCAGCUUCCUUUUGUAAUUAUUUUGCUUUAUUACCAGAGUAAUUUCAGUCACACACACACAAAAAAACUUUUACUAACUUGUAGUCCUCUUUUGAUCAUAGUUGUGUGCAAUCAUUGUUUGAAAACUGUGAACGCAUCCAAUAAAAGGUCAAGUGUGGUCCAA
This is a messenger RNA of Anguilla rostrata (American eel), 4544 nucleotides long. RefSeq names its product gap junction alpha-8 protein-like. NCBI's taxonomy places the organism in Eukaryota, Metazoa, Chordata, Actinopteri, Anguilliformes, Anguillidae. The record is from RefSeq and is a predicted model, not a curated record. Gene Ontology annotation, biological process: gap junction-mediated intercellular transport; cell-cell signaling. The coding region runs from base 283 to 1503 and encodes 406 amino acids. The transcript is spliced from 2 exons. Gene Ontology annotation, molecular function: gap junction channel activity. Gene Ontology annotation, cellular component: connexin complex.